Messenger RNA from Lolium rigidum, 3169 nucleotides. RefSeq names its product plasma membrane ATPase-like. Bases 51 to 2918 code for a protein of 955 amino acids. Gene Ontology annotation, molecular function: ATP hydrolysis activity; P-type proton-exporting transporter activity; ATP binding. Gene Ontology annotation, biological process: regulation of intracellular pH; proton export across plasma membrane. NCBI's taxonomy places the organism in Eukaryota, Viridiplantae, Streptophyta, Magnoliopsida, Poales, Poaceae. The record is from RefSeq and is a predicted model, not a curated record. The transcript has 9 exons. Gene Ontology annotation, cellular component: plasma membrane.
ACCGCGGCGUGAUCUCCCGCCUCCGGGCGCCCCCGCCGGCGGCGAGCAAGAUGGCGGCGGCUGAAGGUCUUGAGCGGAUCAAGAACGAAUCCGUCGACUUGGAGCACAUCCCAGUGGAGGAGGUGUUCCAGAACCUCCAGUGCGGCGAGGAAGGCCUCACCACCAAGGAUGGCGAGGAGCGCAUCGCCAUCUUCGGCCCGAACAAGCUCGAAGAGAAAAAGGAGAGUGAGAUUCUAAAGUUCCUGGGGUUCAUGUGGAACCCGCUGUCGUGGGUGAUGGAGGUGGCGGCGAUAAUGGCCAUCGCGCUGGCCAACGGCGACGGCAAGCCGCCUGACUGGCAGGACUUCGUGGGCAUCAUUGUGCUGCUCGUCCUCAACUCCACCAUCUCCUACGUCGAGGAGAGCAACGCCGGCAGCUCGGCCAAGGCGCUCAUGGCCAACCUAGCCCCCAAGACCAAGGUGCUCCGCGACGGCAAGUGGAGCGAGCAGGACGCCUCCAUACUCGUCCCCGGCGACAUCAUAAGCAUCAAGCUCGGCGACAUCGUCCCGGCCGACGCUCGCCUCCUCCUCGAAGGCGACCCGCUCAAGAUCGACCAGUCGGCGCUCACCGGCGAGUCACUGCCCGUCACCAAGAACCCUGGCGACAGCGUCUUCUCUGGGUCCACGUGCAAGCAGGGCGAGAUCGAGGCCGUCGUCAUCGCCACCGGCGUGCACACCUUCUUUGGGAAGGCGGCGCACCUGGUCGACAGCACCAACCAGGUCGGCCACUUCCAGAAGGUGCUCCGCGCCAUCGGAAACUUCUGCAUCGCCGCCAUCGCCAUCGGCAUGGUCGUGGAGAUCGUCGUCAUGUACCCCAUCCAGCACCGCCGGUACCGCGAUGGCAUCGACAACCUCCUGGUGCUCCUCAUCGGCGGCAUCCCGAUCGCCAUGCCCACCGUGCUGUCGGUCACGAUGGCAAUCGGCUCCCACCGGCUGUCGAAGCAGGGCGCCAUCACCAAGCGCAUGACGGCCAUCGAAGAGAUGGCCGGCAUGGACGUGCUCUGCAGCGACAAGACCGGCACGCUCACCCUCAACAAGCUCAGCGUCGACCGCAGCCUCAUCGAGGUGUUCGCGGCGGGCGUUGACAAGGACGAGGUCCUGCUUUUCGCCGCAAUGGCCUCGAGGGUGGAGAACCAGGACGCCAUCGACGCCGCCAUGGUCGGCAUGCUCGCCGACCCGAGGGAGGCCAGGGCCGGCAUCCGGGAGAUUCACUUCCUACCGUUCAACCCCGUCGACAAGCGCACCGCGCUCACCUACGAAGACGUCAAUGACGGCGCAUGGCACCGCGUCAGCAAGGGCGCUCCCGAGCAGAUCCUGGACCUGUGCAACUGCAGCGUGGUUGUCAAGAACAAGGUGCACGCAAUCAUCGACAAGUACGCCGAGCGAGGCCUCAGGUCUCUCGCGGUGGCACGGCAGGCGGUGCCGGAGAGGAGCAAGGACAGUGCCGGAGGGCCGUGGGAGUUCGUGGGUCUUCUGCCGCUUCUCGACCCGCCGAGGCACGACAGCGCCGAGACCAUUAAGCAGGCUCUCAGCCUCGGCGUCAAUGUCAAGAUGAUCACCGGCGAUCAGCUCGCCAUCGCCAAGGAGACCGGCCGGAGGCUCGGUAUGGGCACCAACAUGUAUCCCUCGUCGGCCCUGCUCGGCCAGUCCGUCGACAAGUCCAUCGCGUUGCUCCCCGUGGACGAGCUGAUCGAGAAGGCCGACGGCUUUGCCGGCGUUUUUCCCGAGCACAAGUACGAGAUUGUCAAGAAGCUUCAGCAGAUGAAGCACAUAUGCGGGAUGACUGGGGACGGCGUCAACGACGCGCCUGCACUGAAGAAGGCCGACAUCGGCAUAGCCGUUGCAGAUGCCACCGAUGCCGCCAGGAGCGCCUCUGACAUCGUGCUCACCGAGCCCGGGCUCAGUGUCAUCAUCAGCGCCGUGCUCACCAGCCGUGCCAUAUUCCAGAGGAUGAAGAACUACACCAUUUAUGCGGUGUCGAUCACUAUCCGUAUUGUGUUGGGCUUUAUGCUGAUAGCGCUUAUCUGGAAGUUCGACUUCUCGCCAUUUAUGAUCCUGGUCAUCGCCAUUCUGAACGACGGCACAAUCAUGACGAUCUCCAAGGACAGAGUGAAGCCAUCGCCACACCCGGACAGCUGGAAGCUGAAAGAGAUCUUCAUCACCGGCAUCGUGUACGGCACCUACAUGGCCGUGAUGACCGUGGUGUUCUUCUACGCCAUGACUAGCACCAACUUCUUCAGCGAGAGGUUCCACGUGAGGUCGCUGAGGGGCAACAAUGACGCGAUGAUGUCUGCCCUGUACCUGCAAGUGAGCAUCAUCAGCCAGGCCCUCAUCUUCGUGACCCGGUCGCGCAGCUGGUGCUUCACGGAGCGCCCAGGCCUGUGGCUCUGCUUCGCCUUCGUCCUCGCGCAGAUCAUUGCCACUCUCAUUGCCGUGUACGCGAACUUGGCGUUCGCGCACAUCAGAGGCAUCGGCUGGGGCUGGGCGGGCGUGAUCUGGCUCUACAGCUUCGUCACCUUCAUCCCCCUAGACCUGUUCAAAUUCGGCAUCCGCUACGCCCUCAGUGGGAAGGCAUGGGACACCCUGUUCGAGAACAAGAUCUUCUUCACGAGGAAGAAGAACUAUGGGAAGGAGAACAGGGAGCUCAAGUGGGCGACGGCGCAGCGGACGCUGCACGGGCUGCCGACGUCGGAGCUGGACAGCACGCAGCAGGACAGGAGCAGCUACGGCGACUUCUCGGAGAUCGCCGACCAGGCCAAGCGCCGGGCGGAGAUGGCCAGGCUGCGGGAGCUCAGCACGCUCAAGGGGAAGGUGGAAUCGGCGGUGAGGCUCAAGGGUCUCGACGUCGAGACCGUCGACAACCGCCAUUACACAGUUUGAUCCAUCCGCAACGGCGGUCGCACGCGUGGGGGACGGUCUGCCUCGUACUCGUUGCGCAUUUUCAGGAGCGGUACCGAUGGAACAACGUCGCCCUGUGUAAAUUUUAACGUUUAGGCUGUCCGAUCCAUAUGUUAUUAGUGGUACUAUAUACCAUAUCUUUUCUCUUUUAUUAUUCAAAAUUAAAGACGAUGUGCAGUUUGUAUCAGAUCAAUUUGCUUAAUUUUGAUUGAACGUUCUAGACAGCCACUUAU